AUGACCCCGCUCAUAGCAUUCUUUGUGCUCCUACUGCUGGCAGUGCACCGUUAUGUGAUCAGAUCACUAUAUUUGAACAAACUGAGUAAAAUUCCGGGCCCCAAGCUAUAUGCAAUCACUAAAUGGCGCCUUGCACUGGAGGAUUGGCGAGGACUUCGGACGCAGACGAUUGAUGCUUUACACAAGCAGUACGGGCCAAUCAUACGGAUCGGACCGAACGAGAUUCAUUGCAAUAGUCUUACCGCCUUGAAGACCAUCUAUGGGGCGGGUAGCGGGUUCGAGAGAACCUCAUUCUACUCCAUGUUCGAUGUGUAUGGCAGACAGAAUCUUUUCACAUUCUCCAGCAGCAAGGCGCAUGGCGAUCGCAAGAAAUUGGUCGCCAAUGGCUAUGCAAAGUCGGUCGUCAUGCGCAACUGGAGUGCGGACUUGGUCAAGAAAAAGGUCUCGCAAUAUCUGGAGUUGAUUGAGAUGAGGGGCACGGAGCCACACGAGAUCUUCUCGAGCUUGCAUUAUUUCUCCAUCGACAGCAUUACGCACUUCUUGUACGGGUCGAAGCAUGGCGGCACCACCGCGUUGACACCGCGCUCGCUUGAUCAGAGAUUACUGAAUGAUAUACUCGAUCCCGCUCGACGGCAGCUGAGCUGGUUUGCAGUGCACUUGCCGUCUCUUACGAAAUGGCUGUACUCGAGAUCAGGCUACAUAGAGCGCAUCAUUCAGCCACUACUCCCCAUGCAAAAGCCGGCAACGUACACAGGAAUCCGUGCUCACGCUCUCCGAGCUUUGCAGAGCUUCGAGGCUGCUGUCACGGCUGAUCCUGUGGCUGCUACAGCAGAACCAACAAUCAUCGCGCAAUUGUGGAAGUCGCACAGUAGCAUCAAAGAAGCUGCAGCUGGGGGUCUCGACUCUCUAGAUAUUGCAUCUGAAUGCGCUGAUCACUUGCUCGCUGGCAUCGAUACGACGGCAGACUCGCUCAUGUUCCUUAUCUGGGCUGUUUCGCAGCCUCAAAAUGCACACAUACAACGACGCCUAAUUGACGAGCUCCACUCGCUGCCAGCUGAGGUAUUUGAGCAAGGAGUUCCAGGGCUCCAUGUCGUCGACUCGUUACCAUAUCUGAACGCAGUCAUACGUGAGACACUUCGCCUAUACAACCCACUACCGGCUUCCGAACCUCGUUCAAUUGGAAUGGAUCGGGUGAUUGAUGGCUUUCAGAUCCCAGCUGGUACAGUCGUAAACGUGUCGCCGUACUCAUUGCAUCGCAACGCCGAUGUAUUUGAAGACCCUCUACAAUUUCACCCUGAGCGAUGGCUGGCAAGUUCGCCUGACAAACUCGCAGAGAUGAAUAGGUGGUUCUGGGCGUUCAGCAGUGGUGGGAGAAUGUGCAUCGGCUUACACUUGGCCAUGGCGGAGAUGACGGCUCUAGUCGGUGCAGUGUAUCGGAGAUACAAGACGUCAAUAGCACCAGGUUUCGAAAACAAAUCUCCAGCCAUCACGUCCAGGUUUGAGACGUUUUACGAUGUGACAUUUCCGGAGAUCGAGGAGCAUGUUUGCAUGAUCAUCUUUAAACAGCAACAAGCCACAUAG
Molecule: messenger RNA, 1581 nt
Organism: Bipolaris oryzae ATCC 44560
Lineage: Eukaryota; Fungi; Ascomycota; Dothideomycetes; Pleosporales; Pleosporaceae
Exons: 3
Coding region: 1-1581 (526 amino acids)
Molecular function (GO): heme binding; iron ion binding; oxidoreductase activity, acting on paired donors, with incorporation or reduction of molecular oxygen
Source: RefSeq, a predicted model, not a curated record